AGAAACUGCACAGACAGGACUCUAAAGUGAGAAUCUCCUGAUUUUUCACAAGAUGCUGGACUGGAGAUUGGCAAGUGCACAUUUUAUCCUGGCUGCGACGUUGGUGGUCUGGAGCUCAGGAAAAGUGCUCUCAGUGGAUGUCACAGCAGAGGCCUUUGAUCCUAGAGUCUUAGAUGUUCAGUCACCACCCACAGUCAAGGAAGAGAAAUCAGCCACUGAUCUGGCAGCAAAACUCUUACUUCUUGAUGAACUUGUGUCUCUGGAGAAUGAUGUGAUUGAAACAAAGAAGAAAAGAAGCUUCUCUGGUUUUGGUUCUCCCCUGGACAGACUCUCAGCUGGCUCUGUAGAUCAUAAAGGUAAACAGAGGAAAGUAGUAGAUCAUCCAAAAAGGCGAUUUGGUAUCCCCAUGGAUCGGAUUGGUAGAAACCGGCUUUCAAAUUCCAGAGGCUAAUUGAUUCCAAUCACACAACUUCCUUGGGCGAAAUGUCACAGAAAUAUGGAAGAUGCUGCAGUGAAGUUCUUCACACUCCACAAUGAUUAAACUUCUAAGGAACCUUCUGUAAUCCUUUCCAGAGCUUUAACUUCAGUUCAUCACAUCACAGUAUUGUUGUAACUUCAAUUAAAUUGUGCAGAUAAUUUCAAUGUAUGGAUAUAUUUUAAAUAUAUAUUUUAGUUAUUCAUGAACGGUUACUUGGCCCCAAACCUUACUUUUCUAAGAAACACAAUACAGUGAAACGCUUUCUAUGUGCAUUUACCAUUUACAUAUAUUACUGAAGAAUAAUAACUGAAGACUGAUAUCUUUCAGUAAAAUUUAGGUACAAUCCAUUUGUUCAUCAUUGGGGAACAAGGAAAGACAAUGCUGUAUAGUUUCUCUUGAAGUUUUACUUCUCUCGUAUCCUUUGUCUGUGAGGCUCUUGGGUAAUGAUUAUGAAACUAGACUUCUCUUAUAUUCAAAUGUCAAUCCGGCUCAACCAAAUAAAACACAGUCCCAGUUCCAGAAACAAGAGAAAAAUGUCUCUGAGCAGAAAAAAACAGCAGUAAUUAAGCCCAUAAACUUUAUUCUCCCAAUGAACUAAGAAACACUGCGGGUCGGAGUACAUUGACUUAGAACUAGGAAAUGAAGGAUAUUACUCAUUUGCCAAGUUUGGCUAUCUCAUGUCCCCUAACAACUUUCCAUUUCUCUAAAUUACAACUUAUAGUUAAUUAAGAGUAGCACUGGCUGAUUAUGAGAACAACUACACACAGAAGUAACAGAUGAAAGUAUGGGGAAGUCAAAGAAUCACCAAGUAGGAAACCACCAAAGCACUUGGGGCCAAUUAAGUUCACCUAAUUGUAGCACAGUAUAUUUUAGCACAUUACAAUAAACAGUCUUUUUGUUGUUAAUCACUCAUCUAAGAAUCCAUUUAAUUUGUUUCAUAUACUGUGUUUAAUAAAGCAUUGAAGAAUAUA
Messenger RNA from Delphinapterus leucas (beluga whale), 1449 nucleotides. RefSeq names its product osteocrin (gene OSTN). Gene Ontology annotation, molecular function: signaling receptor binding. Gene Ontology annotation, biological process: hormone-mediated signaling pathway. The record is from RefSeq and is a predicted model, not a curated record. NCBI's taxonomy places the organism in Eukaryota, Metazoa, Chordata, Mammalia, Artiodactyla, Monodontidae.